Diachasmimorpha longicaudata is the source of this 3252-nucleotide messenger RNA. RefSeq names its product protein RCC2 homolog. The transcript is spliced from 3 exons. Gene Ontology annotation, molecular function: small GTPase binding. The record is from RefSeq and is a predicted model, not a curated record. Gene Ontology annotation, cellular component: membrane. Gene Ontology annotation, biological process: negative regulation of GTPase activity. Bases 255 to 1715 code for a protein of 486 amino acids. NCBI's taxonomy places the organism in Eukaryota, Metazoa, Arthropoda, Insecta, Hymenoptera, Braconidae.
GCGGUGAAAAAAAGAGACAAACGAAUACAAACGGAAGACGUUAUAUGUAUUUGUGUAUAAUGUAAUGGUAUUGGUGUGGGAACCCAAGCGAUUAGCGUCGAGCAUAACCAUCGCAGUUUGAUACACACUUGUAAUAUUUGUGUGUUGGGUGGAAAAAGAAGUACUACCAAUCGAUUUUUUCAUUUGCUUUUACCUCCAUCAAUUAGUAAUACCGAACAGUGUUUAUAAUUAAUUGAAGUGAAAUUAGACUGAUAAUGUCAUCAAAAAGGAAAAAUCCAGCUGCCAAGAAGGGAAAGAAUAAGUCGAGGAAAGUGGAGUACGAUGAGGAGGAUAUUUCAAGUGAACAUGAGUCUGAUCUUGAGGAUGCCGACGCCGGUUCGAACGCUGAUGCUGAGGACGCCAACGAUGAUGAACUCAAUGAUGUCUCUAACAUUCCUGAAUUACGUGCACCAGAGGGAGGCUGGGGCAAGCCUGGAACCUUCGUAAUGUGUGGAUUAACAAAUUGGGAUCAGGCUGGACGUAAAGCACCGCCGAAAGGCUCGAAGGUAAACAUUGGACGGAGCUUGUGGACGCCACACACUUUCAAGAAUCUCAAUGGGGCCAGGGUAAGACUCGUUGUAUCUGGCCCAGCUGCUUCUCACUGCGUCGUUGUUACGGAGGACGACAGGUGUCUCGUAUUCGGAAGGAAUGACAAAGGACAACUAGGAGUGGGCGACACAAAUCGUCGCGAUGAUCCAACCGAGGUUGAGGCCCUGAAGGGUCACACAGUGAUAGCAGCAGCCUGUGGUCGUGCUCACACCCUCUUUCUCACAAGUCGUGGACUAGUUUUUGGAGCUGGUGACAACAAACUGGGGCAAUGUGGCGUUGGUAAAACCGAUGCAAUGAUCACAACAGCAACUAAAGUCAAAUACUCAGGGGCUCCAAUCGUUAAAGUCGGCUGUGGUGCUGAAUUUUCCAUGAUUCUGGAUAUAAAAGGUGGACUCCACUCGUUUGGAUCCCCAGAAAAUGGUCAACUAGGUCACAACACCGAUGGAAAGUACUUUAUUACGAGCACUAAAAUGGCAUUUCACUUCGAAAAAUCACCCAAACGAAUUGUUCUGUACGUGGAGAGAGGCAAGGACGGUCAUGUAACUCCACUUGAUAGAGUUGAAAUAACCGAUUUUAGUUGUGGAUAUUAUCACACUGUAGCUAUUGACAGCAAAAGUCGUGCUUUCUCUUGGGGCUUUGGGGGAGUUGGGAGACUUGGACACAAUGAGCAGAAAGAUGAACUUGUUCCACGAUUAAUCAAGUAUCUUGAGCCGCCCAAUCGUGGAGUCAGAUCCGUCCACUGUGGUAGUACUUACAGUAUUGUUAUCAAUGUUCAUGGCACUGCGCUUAUGUUUGGACAGACUAAACGCACUGGCGAGGCUAAUAUGUAUCCUAAACCCAUUCCUGAUCUUUCUGGAUGGGAGAUCAGAUGUGUUGGAGUCAGCCAGACCAGUGUUGUUGUUGCUGCUGAUGAGUCGGUCAUCGCUUGGGGAGCUAGCCCUACUUUUGGAGAACUUGGUUUUGGAGAAAUGAGAAAAUCAUCAACAACUCCAAUGGAAGUAAAAGCCCUGGAGGGUCUCUACAUCACAGCAAUAACUUGUGGACUGUCUCACACAUUAAUGAUAGUCAGAGAUGAUACUGAAGAGGAACGAGCUAAACUUGCUAAACUUGAAGUCUACUCAUGCUAAAUUUCUCCCCUCGACUCCUCUCAUUUUUUAUUUUUUAUCUCUCAUUAUGUCAUUAUGAUCUUUCCAUAGAGGUACACGGAAUUGAGUUCCCAAAUCAUAGAAAAAUAUUCAGAGGCAAAAAUCAUCCAGGUAAUUUUCGAAAUAUCCCGUUAACCAUUAGUUUUUAAAGAACAUGUCCGGAUACAUUUUUUUUAAAAGACUGUUUUCGAAAGUUCUAGAUAUUUUGCCUGAAUACCAUUCUGUCACGAGAUUAAUGCAUAGCAGAGAAAAAUGAAAUUUACUCAAUUUGAUCACUUCGCCCCCUCAGACUAAUCCCAGAACAUUUAACAAAUAACUCAUAAUGAUACGAUAAAACAAUUUGAAAUCAGCUGGGUAGUUCACUUAAUUUGCAUCACGUAAACUCAGUGAAAUGAAUGAACUGAUACAUAACAUAUUUUAAUACGUUAAUAUUUUUAUCACUUUUUGCGGUAUGAAAAAAAUUUGUCAGCCUAAUUAAACUAGAACGCCAUUACAGUAAUAGUUAUUUGUACAAUUGCUCCAUGAUCAGUUGUUAAUUGUAUUCAAAUAAUUUCAAAAUCAUCUUACACGGGUACCUGAGUAUUGGGCGUUAUUACAUAAUAGUGAAAUUAAUUUUCUAAUUGUUCUCAUUUCAUUGAAAUUCUGCCAAUGAUACGGAGAUAUUAAUCGCAUUUUAUAAGUCAUCACAUUGAAACAGAAAAGUAUUAUCUACGAAACUGAACACUAGUGAGAGGGAGUGGGAUUAAACUAUGUUCUCUCAUCUCUUCGCACUACAUUAUAGAUAUCGUGGAUUUUAGAGGAAAAUGUCCAGGUACUUCAUUUACAGGAAAGUUCAUUACUUGGAAAAAAAUAUAUUUCGACAUCUCGUAAACGUUUCAUUUCCCAGACAAACUCAAUCAUCUAGAAUUUUAUGCUGCACUUUUUACAUUUUACUCUUUCAAACAGUAAAAAAAUGAUUUUCCCAUUUUAUUAUUUUUCAAUUUUAAUUGCAUUUUACUCGAGAUUGAGCUGAUGAACAUUCUUCCAUAGUUUAUACCAAUGCCAGGAACAUAGGGAAUCUUGAAUAAAAACGAUCGUACGUGUUUAUACUUAGAUAACAGGACAUGACGGAACUCGCCUCGUGCACUGAAGAAGAGAGAGGGAGAGAGAGUAAAUGAUAAAUUAAAGAAAAUAAGACUUUGGAUAUAAACUUCAUUAAAAUGAGAACUGCCAAAACGAAAUGUACAAUUAAAAUCACUCAUCCAGCCCCCAAAAUGAAUAACUUCCAUGUAAUAUAACUAAUUUACACAUUAGGGUUUUAUGUGGUAAAACGAAAUUAGAUGUAGAUUUUACUCAAAGAAAUAAAUGAAAUGUCUUUUUUUAUUUUUACGCACAACUGUAACGGUACUUCAAGUAAUGAUGAACUGCACUCGGGUAAAAAAUGAAAAUAAUUAUUAAUAUUGGGAGCGUCAUUAGAUUUUUAAGUUGGUGAUGUAAACAAUGAUCCACGAAGGAUAAUAAAUACGAUUUACUAAUAAAA